Molecule: messenger RNA, 1097 nt
Organism: Fusarium odoratissimum NRRL 54006
Lineage: Eukaryota; Fungi; Ascomycota; Sordariomycetes; Hypocreales; Nectriaceae
Exons: 1
Coding region: 147-614 (155 amino acids)
Source: RefSeq, a predicted model, not a curated record
GGAGAAUUGGGUUUGCUAAAUCACUCAUUGAUUGACACUAGAGUUGUGCUUAAAUGGUGCUGCAUCUCUCUUCGAAAUUGACCAUCUUGCGCUCGUCUAUCACUAUCACUACAUCUGACCCUCACUGUCGCUGUCUGUGAUCAUCAAUGGCUCCGCUCAGUUCCCCGCAAGAUCUCGGCUUGGGUGCCAUCCUCGCCAGAGCCCUCUCUUCUCCAACACUGUCUCCUCCUCCAACUCUGGUGGCUCGGCAAAACACAGAGACUGUCACUGUUACUUCGUCCGGCGAUAAUGGCAACAGUGCCCAAACAUUGAGCGGAGGCGCAAUUGCCGGCAUCGUCAUUGGUUCGAUUGCUGGCUUUCUUCUUCUUCUCUGGGUUGUUCGAUCGUGUCUCAAUUUAGGCGCGCCACCUCAAGAACGGGAGAAGUGGUAUCACUACAAGGAAGAGCCUCGACGACAUUCACAUCAUCAUCGCUCUCGAAGCAGACGAUCGCAUCGAUCAAGCAUCUCUGCACCUCCCCCAAUUGUUGUUAGAGACUCAAGAUCUCGAAGCCAUCGCCGUGGCCGAUCGCCUGGAUAUUAUGGAACUGAUCGCGGCACACGGUAUUACGUAUAAGUGCUGCGCGACCGACACGACAACAAGCGUUUGCGACAGAGCAACCUUCGCUUUGAUACCUCGUGAUGCUUUUGCAAUGCAUCAAUUCAAUUGAUCAAAAUCGGUCCGAUAAACGGACAGGAGUUACGGCGUAUGGAUAUAAUUAGCACGUCAUGCAACAUCACGGCUUAUGAGAUGAAAUCAUGAAUCACGUCACGACAGAGAAAGAAAUGCAUGUAUACGAAGGCAUUGGAUACACGCGAGUACUUUGAUACCAUCUCUUGUUAUGUAUCAUUGUUAUGAAAGCUCGAAUUUCCUAAUUAAUGUUCAAUUACACAUAAUGAUGGCCCCAACCACGUCCAAACCUUCCAUGCGCAACACAAGGCAUUGUUUGUCGUAUCACCUCGCACGUGCAAUCAUGCAAUUAAGCUUAAUUGAUAACGUGGCGCUCGUGUCACCUCGUCGACGUCAUACUCGGGUGAAGCCGUCUACGUCAAACUGACA